Messenger RNA from Corticium candelabrum, 986 nucleotides. RefSeq names its product bifunctional peptidase and (3S)-lysyl hydroxylase Jmjd7-like. Gene Ontology annotation, molecular function: 2-oxoglutarate-dependent dioxygenase activity. Lineage: Eukaryota; Metazoa; Porifera; Homoscleromorpha; Homosclerophorida; Plakinidae. The record is from RefSeq and is a predicted model, not a curated record. The coding region runs from base 35 to 937 and encodes 300 amino acids. The transcript has a single exon.
GGACAAGGAAUUGGGAGAUUCUUUUGUUGAGUUGAUGCAAGAGGCUCGGGAAUUAUGUUUUCAAAAUGAAAUCAACGUUCUGGAGUUGCCUCCUUCAUCACUUUGUUUUUAUAGAGAUUGGGUGGCCCCCAAUAGGCCUCUCAUUAUUAAAAACGCUUUAGGUCACUGGAGAGCUUUAAGCAAAUGGACUAAUGACUAUUUGAGGGAUCAGAUAGGUGGAAAGGAAGUUACCGUCUCUGUGACUCCAAAUGGGUAUGCAGACAGUGUGGUCGGCGAUCGGUUCGUGAUGCCUGAAGAACGUCGGAUGAAAUUUGUGGACUUCCUUGAUAUUAUGCGGCAUCCCACUCGUCACUCGGGUGUAUUUUAUAUACAAAAACAAAAUUCAAAUUUUUCUGAAGAGUUCAAGGAGUUGCUUUCUGAUGCCGAGUUGCACAUCCCUUGGGUUACGGAUGCACUAGGCAGAUGGCCCGAUGCCGUUAACAUGUGGAUGGGAGACAGUCGAGCUGUGACGUCAAUGCAUAAAGAUCAUUAUGAGAAUAUUUAUUGUGUAGUGAAAGGCGAGAAGCAAUUUAUUUUGCAUCCUCCCACUGAUGCACCGUUUAUUCCAUAUGACUGGUAUUUACAAGGACGGUACAAAGAAGUGGGUGGAAAGUUUGAUAUCAUUAGUGAACCGGGAGAGAAAGUACCAUGGAUUUGUAUCGAUCCAUUGAGUGAUCUGUCAUCGUCCCAUCGUUUAUACAAAGUCGUUAAACCGAUUGUGUGUACUGUGCGUGCAGGCGAGAUGCUAUAUUUGCCAUCUCUUUGGUUUCACCAUGUACGACAGAGUCAUGCCUGCAUUGCAGUCAACUUCUGGUACGACAUGGAUUACGACGUUAAAUACAAUUAUUUUCAGUUUGUAUCUAAGCUAUCGCAACUUUGGCAAUUGCAACAUAAAUAAAGAUUUUGAGUGAAUUAAAAGUGUUCUUAGUACUUGUCAUUAUCUCAAA